Molecule: messenger RNA, 1808 nt
Organism: Hyphopichia burtonii NRRL Y-1933
Lineage: Eukaryota; Fungi; Ascomycota; Pichiomycetes; Serinales; Debaryomycetaceae
Exons: 1
Coding region: 78-1418 (446 amino acids)
Biological process (GO): negative regulation of silent mating-type cassette heterochromatin formation; negative regulation of rDNA heterochromatin formation
Cellular component (GO): Rpd3L-Expanded complex; Rpd3L complex
Source: RefSeq, a predicted model, not a curated record
CUAAAAUAGAAUCUGAUAACAAGCAAGAGAAGACCAAGAAUACCUUUAAUUUACAAUAUAAAAGAUUUACUAUUACAAUGUCACGUCGCUCGGUAAGGUCCUCGAGAUCUUACUUUGAUAAAGAAGAAGAUGAUGUCAACAAUUAUGAAGCUGAGCCAGAAGAUGAAUUAGAAGAUGACGAAGGUGAAGAACAAGAAGUUACUAGAUGUAUAUGUGGACAAGACGAAUUGAGUUCAGAUACAAUAAACGAAAGUUUGAGCACCCUCCUUCUUAAUGAGUAUGAUAUCAAAAUUGAUCAGGGCUUGUUUAUUCAGUGUGAUAAGUGCUCUGUUUGGCAACAUGGAUACUGUGUUGGUCUUUUCAUAAAUGAAGAUGUCCCUGAUAAGUAUUGGUGUGAAUUGUGUAAACCAGACUUACACGUAUUCGUUUAUGAACACAAUGAAAGUGUAAGAACUCUAUAUAAGCCUGUCAAUGAUAAAAGAAAAAAGCUACAGUUAGAAAAUGUGGAAAACAAUGAAAAUAAUUCUGCAUCAAGUACUAGACUGAGGACUUCUAAGAGGCUCACCCCUUCAUCUUCAAGUGGCCUGAAUAACGAUAAAAAAGAAAACCAAGAUCAUUCUAAUGGAAGCAGCAAUCAAAAUAAAAAUCAAAAAGGACACCGUAAGGAAAGACGGCACUUUGAUGAUAAUUAUGAUGAACAACUUCAAAAAGCAUUGCGAGAAAGUGCAAAAGAGAGUGGGAUCAACUUCUCAGAAGACCAAUCUAAAAAGGAAGAAGUCAGUGAUGAUGGAAAGAAAGAGUUUGUUGCACCUGGCUUGAAAACAAGACCUAAAAGGAAGUCAAGCAAAGAUAUCUCUGAUAAUGACUCUUCUCCCUCAAAAAAGGUCAAAACAGAAGCUGAAAAAUCUGGCUCUGAUAUGAAUGAUGUUGAUGAGUCAAAUCUAGAGGAAGACAACGAAAGUUCGUCAUAUACCAAGCUGAAGGCACGCUCGAAGCUGCGAGUAAAAUCGACGAAAUCCAAAUCAACCAGAAAAGCCACUCCUAAAUCUGAAUCUAAAAAUACCAAUUCUUCCGGUAAUAAUUCUAAUAAUCCACCAUUAAGCAAAGAAGAACUAAUAAAUCAAAGCUCCAAGCCAAGAUAUGUUCACGAUAAAUCAACCAUUUAUGAGUUACGCAAACGCACAGGUGCCAUACUAGAAUGGCUCGGGCGCUCUCAACUAGAACUAGAGGAAGAAAAAGAUUCCAAGAUCCAACUAUUCAAUUAUAAAGAAAAACCUGAUAAUGAAACUGAUCAAAGAAAGCUUAUGGAAGAAAAUUUAAAAAUCGUCAAUAGCUUCAAUGAAAAUCUAAGUCUAAUGGAAAAACUUACUGAAAGCAUACUACUUUGGGAACAAAAAUUUGGCAAGUAUGCACCAUAAUUUCUAACAUGUUUAUAUAUAUUGAUUAUCUAAACUAUAAAAUUUCUCUCAAUUGAGUUCUUCUGGCUUGGGCAUUCAUAUUAUUAGGAACUACUUCUGAGGAGUCGUUGACGAUAUCGUAUAGUUUUUCAAGCCAAGUUGAACUAUUAAGAACGCUAUCCCCACCAAUCACUAAGUUGACCUUUGGAUUGGCAGCUCCUAAUUCAUGAAUUAAUCUUGAUUCUUCAUAUGUAACACCACCUUUAAUAUAUAUAAUAAUGUCUUGAAUUGGACUGUCAUUAGAAAUAUUUCCGUAUUGAUUGGUCACGUUGUCUGGAAUUAAAGUACUGAGCUCUGAGGGUUGAUUUUGGGAUUGUUGAGAAGGAUUGAUCAAGUUAUUUAAAGUUUCAU